AUGCAAUCCCUGGAUAAUGAAUAUAGAGUUCGAGGCUUUGUCUCGCCAUCUAGUACACCUCCUGGAACUGGCAUGAUGAACAGCAGGACUGUUUCAUCUUCUUCUUCUGUAUCUUCAGACUCUUCUAAUCCCUCAUCUGCAAUGAUGCUUAACUUCUACAAAGGAUCUGUAGAAGACCCAGCUUCUAUCCUAUACAGAAACAAUAUUUGCAAGUCGUUUGAGGAUGAUCUGUUCUUUUGUCCAAGGUCUCUAUUGAGUCCUCAGGAACAGAAGAAGUGCCAAGAGAUAGAUUCUUUGUUUACUUAUCAACAACAUGCAUCCUCGCCAUUACUACCUGCUACACUGCAUGAGCUAAGCAACGUUCCUAUGUCUCCUACAAGCUCCCCAACAGCAUUUAACACUAACCCAAUGAUGAACUUUAACAACAUGACAAAUAAGAGAACUGCAUCCACUGUACAUAGACCUAUGUCUCCACGCUCAGCUAAGUUUAACCCAUACAAGUCUCAAAGCUUCAACCCAAGCGAUAUCCACUAA
Nakaseomyces glabratus is the source of this 534-nucleotide messenger RNA. RefSeq lists its product as uncharacterized. NCBI's taxonomy places the organism in Eukaryota, Fungi, Ascomycota, Saccharomycetes, Saccharomycetales, Saccharomycetaceae. The record is from RefSeq and is a predicted model, not a curated record.